AUGCGUCAACUAAUUUGCUUGAAGACCUUAAGUGCAUAUAUUGUCGGUGAGCAGGAAGGGUUCUUAUUAGAAGAAGUAGGAAAUUUGAAACUUGAAGGAACACUCCACAUUGAGCACUUGGAGAGAGUGAAAAGCAUGACGGAUGCCAAAAAGGCCAACUUGGCUGAUAAGCGCCUUAAUGAAUUGGAGUUGUCUUGGGAAAGGAAUGAGCAAUCCCAAUUACAAGAAAACGAGGAGAAAAUUCUUGAAGCUCUUGAACCUCAUGCGCAACUUAAAAGUUUGGUUGCAAGGGGAUAUCUUGGCACCCAACUCCCACAAUGGAUGAUUAAUCCUACGCGUCUGAGCUUGUGGGACAUGAAUCACGUGCAAUAUAUAGAUGAGGAAUCUUAUGUUGAUGGGGUUGACAGAGGUUUCCAAGCUCUGGAAGAUCUACAGCUGUCAAGGCUACAGAGCCUUGUAAAGUUGUCAAGGGAGGAUGCAGACAGCAUGUUCCCACGUCUCUCAAAGUUGGACAUCACUCAUUGUCCGCAACUAAACUUGCCUUUCCUUCCCUCCGUCACUCAACUACAAGUUACAAAUGGAUGUAGCAGGGCGUUAGUUGGUUCAAUUCAAAAUCUGCCCAAUCUUGAACGCCUUGAUUUGAAUGGAGAUGGAAAGUUGACUUCCUUUCCAGAAGAGAUGCUAGUAGGCCUUGAGCACCGCAAACAUCUACGAUUUUCGGGCUUCGCAGACUUAAAGUUCUCCCAACUGGACGCGCCAACUUGA
Messenger RNA from Neltuma alba, 765 nucleotides. Its product is annotated as putative disease resistance protein RGA3. The coding region runs from base 1 to 765 and encodes 254 amino acids. Lineage: Eukaryota; Viridiplantae; Streptophyta; Magnoliopsida; Fabales; Fabaceae. The transcript has 2 exons. The record is from RefSeq and is a predicted model, not a curated record.